Messenger RNA from Numida meleagris (helmeted guineafowl), 4308 nucleotides. RefSeq names its product nuclear factor, interleukin 3 regulated (gene NFIL3). Lineage: Eukaryota; Metazoa; Chordata; Aves; Galliformes; Numididae. The record is from RefSeq and is a predicted model, not a curated record. The transcript is spliced from 2 exons. Gene Ontology annotation, biological process: regulation of DNA-templated transcription; DNA-templated transcription; circadian rhythm. Gene Ontology annotation, cellular component: nucleus. Bases 520 to 1896 code for a protein of 458 amino acids. Gene Ontology annotation, molecular function: DNA binding; DNA-binding transcription factor activity.
CCCGCCUCGCCCCGCCUCCAUUGGCCGUCCCUCGGCGGCGCCGGUUGCCGAUUGGGGCGCGGCGGCCGCCAGUCACGGUGCGGCGCGGCUGGCAUGCGGGCUGCGCGCCCUGUGCCGCGCGGAUCUGACCUACUAACACACAUCCCUCCGCGCCGCCGCAGCUGUUGCACGCUCUCGUUCGCCUCGCGUACGGGCAAGCGGGGCGACGCUGCCUGCGGCACAGCACGGCACAGCACGGCACAGCACAGCACUCCACUGCACUCCACUGCACUCCAAUCUCGCCUCGCCUCGCCGGAUGCUUGGUGCCCUGCCGAGCACUCAAGGUUUUUUUUUUUUUUAGAAGAUUCCCAUUGGCUCUACCAAAAAAUUGGAUCUAGGCAUUUCUGUUUGAGACUAUGAAACAAACGGAAGAAUGUGUGUAGAUUUAAAACUAUUGUAUUUAUCAAGUUGUGGAGUGAGAAUUACUGGAGAAAUAGCUUGCUCUGUUGUUCACUGUAGAUCUACUACAAAUUGUUUCUGAUGCAGCUGAGAAAAAUGCAGACCCUUAAAAAGGAACACGGACCUGUUGACACAAGUAGCAAUGUGGACAAAAUCAUGGUACUUAAAUCUACUUUAGCAGAAGUGUCUGAAGAGUUGUCUACAAAUGAAGAUAUAUUACUUACUGAAUCAAGUAGUGGAAAAAGCAAAUCUUCAGCUUGCCGAAGAAAGCGAGAAUUCAUUCCAGAUGAAAAGAAAGAUGCUAUGUACUGGGAGAAAAGGAGGAAAAAUAAUGAAGCUGCCAAAAGAUCUCGUGAAAAACGACGACUGAAUGAUCUUGUCUUAGAGAACAAACUAAUUGCACUGGGAGAAGAGAAUGCCACUUUGAAGGCAGAGCUGCUUUCAUUGAAGCUGAAGUUUGGUUUAAUUAGCUCUGCAGCCUAUGCCCAAGAGAUACAGAAACUCAGUAGCUCAACAACUGUGUAUUUCCAAGACUACCAAAGUUCCAAACCAAAUAUUAAUGCAUUUGUGGAUGAACAUGAACCAUCUAUAGUUGGUAGCAGUUGUAUUUCUGUCAUUAAGCAUUCUCCUCAAAGCUCUAUGUCUGAUAUGUCUGAAAUGUCAUCAGUAGAGCAUACUCAAGCAAGUCAUAUACAAAGCAGCUGCAGAAGUCCUGAAAAUAAGUUCCAGAUUAUAAAACAGGAGCCCAUGGAGUUAGAGAGAGAGCCAAGAGAUGACAGAGGUUCAUAUAAAGCAUCCAUAUAUCCAAACUACAUGGGAACUACCUUCAACAUGUACUCGCAUUCUCCUCCUCUCUUGCAAGUUAAUAGAUCCUCCAGUAAUUCCCCUAGAACUUCAGAAACUGAUGAUGGAGUUGUUGGAAAGUCAUCUGAUGGAGAAGAUGAGCAGCAGGUUCCUAAGGGUCCAAUCCAUUCUCCAGUUGAACCUAAAAAUGUUCAUGCAACAGUUAAAGUUCCGGAAGUGAAUUCUUCUGCUUUGCCUCACAAGCUUCGCAUUAAAGCCAAAGCCAUGCAAGUUAAAGUGGAAGCAAUGGAUAAUGACUAUGAUACCACACAGAAAUUGUCAUCGCCUAUUGAUAUGUCCUCAAAAAGACAUUUUGAGCUUGAAAAACAUGGUGCACAGAACUUGGUGCAUUCUUCUAACACUCCUUUCUCAGUUCAAGUGACAAACAUCCAAGACUGGUCACUCAAACCAGAACUCUGGCAUCAAAAAGAACUCAAUGUAAAAAUUCAGAAUGGUUGCAAAACUGGAGUUGUUGAAAUAAAAGACAAUAUCUACAGUGUCACUCAGUCUGAGAACCUGUAUUUGAAGCAGGGCAUAGCAAACUUAUCUGCAGAAGUUGCUUCACUUAAAAGACUUAUAACUACACAGCAAAUCUCUGCAUCAGACUCUGGUUAAGUUACUACUGAGUAAAGGCUUAUUGUUUAAAAAGAUGUCAUUUGCAGUAGAUAAAUAUGUUUUGUAUUAUACUGAAUUUUCACUGGACUUGUGAUGUCAUUUCACUGUAAUGUUCACAUAACAUCUGAUUGGUGUCUUUUUGUGCACAAAUUAUUAUGAAGACUAGGUUGUGUUAUGAUCACUAUGCCUUGUGUAUAGUCAAGUAGCCUGUACAAAGGCUGUAUAUAGUGAACUUUUAUUUUCUUUUUGUUGUUAUACUAUAAGGUGUGUAAGUUACCAGUUACAAUAAAAUAUUGGUGACAAACACAGGACAUCUACUCCAGUUGAUUUUAAGAACUUGUAAAUAAGUUGUUAAUUCAAAAAACUGGCUUUUUCUUACACUGUGCUGAACUUCACUUAUAUGUUUGGUUUUUACAGCUUAACUUAACCAAAUUACAGUUUACAACAUAUGUAAGCCUUCUGGCCACUUUUUUUCCAUACAUUUUUUUUAGAGGAGAAUAGAAAUAAAGUGGAUAUUUAUAAAUGGAACAGUAACAGUUUAUAGCCUUAGUCGUCUUUAAAUUAUUUGUUAGUGUAAGUUAACCAAAAAUCACAUGAAAUCUAACCCAUUAAUUCUAAUAGCAACAACUCUUUUUCCCCCUCCUGUCUCAAAUGAGAAUAUCCUGAAUGGUUCAUUGUGACAAACCAUUUUUUUCAAUAUUAUAAUGACAUUUUAGAUGGAAUUAGCUAUAUUGGAUUUGUGCAUCUUCUAAGUUCUUCAGAGCCUUGCACUGAUAUAAUUGGAUACCACCAUAUUUGUCAGAGGGUGGUUUGUGUGUGCAAGAAGCGCAGGCAUGGGAAGAAAGAAUGCACAGAUGCUUUUACACAGCUUUGUCCCUCUUGCCUUCCAUGGUUCUUUUUACAACAGAGCAUGGGCCACAUUCAGGUGAAGGAUAAGGCUUCUUGAUCUGUGAACUCUGUGCUCAAUUAUGCAAAUAUCUACACAAGGGGCAGGCAAUAGUAGUAGCAGAAUCAUAGAUCAUUUGCUAUUGUAGAUCCCAUUGUGGGACAUAAUGCAAUUUUAAGAGUAAAGUAAAACUUCCCACCAAUUUGGCUUCAGUUUCUAUGGCUUAAUUAACUGAACUGGAAUACCUUGGCUUAGUACAGGGCAUUUUGCAAUAAUUUCUUAAAUGUAAAAUAGUACAUGGAGAAGUGUACAACUCAGAUACUACAGUUUACGUAGAUUAUGAGUUCUUCUCUUGAUUACUUUGGUGUUCUUCAUCCUUGAGAAGAGACACUGAACCAUGGAUACUAAUUGCAUUUUACACCCCAUGUUUGGCUUUCCAAAGCCUUUACUUACAAAUUAAAAGUAAGUUACAAAUGCAACAUAGAUUUGGCAGAGAUCCUUUUCAUGGUAGUUCCACCUUCUUUUAAAGAACCAAUAAAUCAGACUAACCAAAUAAGCACUUCCUGAAAAGGCUUUUUACUACUUGCCAUGCUGUAUAAUAGAAUCUUACCAUAGACUUAAAAUACUAAUUAAUAGGUAGUGGUUUUUAAAUUCAUACUUGACUUGAGUGAGAGGAAGUCUGUCAAUUUUUUGGGGAUAUGAAAAGGAGACUUGAGUUACUCCUGAUAGCUCUGAAGCUUUGUCCAGCAGUCAAGGCAAUGGCAAAAUUCCCUGAUGUCAGCAAGGCCAGGAUUUGAUGCUGUUAUCUUUUUAGAAGCUGAUGAUUCAGAGUCAUGUUCUGGGUGGACCUUGUCACAGACAUCACUGAUACUUCUUGAGCUUUUUUGAGCCUUCUAACUGCUGUGCUGUAUUCGUAGCAUUCAGAGCUGAUAAACUGUUAUUCUUUUUUCAUGCCUUAAUAAUACAGUAGACCCUAUAGUUGGGUUCUGUAUGUAUUUGGUAAUUAAUAUAGAUGACAUUUCAAUGUUACUGAAAAUAAGCUCAGGAUUAUUGCAUGAAAUGUAAAAAUUUGCAUUGAAUGAUGGGGAUAUGAAACAUGAGGCAGUGAUUGCUACUGGCUCUUUGCUUGCUAAGUAUCUUCUGUAAGCAACAACAAAAUUCUUUAAGUAUUUUGCAUAUUAUUUAUCACAUGUAAUGUGUUCAAAGAGAGGACUUAAAACUCUCAGUGUUGCCAUCUGUGUAAGCCUAAAUCUAUUGUUUUUUUUCCAUUUCUUGUUAAAGUUGUUUGUCAUUAUGGAAGAAUGUUGUCCUCCUUCUAGCUCACUAUAUAUUUUGUGUAUCUGUUUUGUGCAAUUAAUACUUAACAGUAAUGAUGUAGUUUAUUUGUUGAAGGAUGUCAUUGCAAGAAAGUUAUAGCAUGGAGCUUAGGAGCACAAUCAGAUGUUAUUUAUACUCCCUUUAUACCUUAGUGUUAUGCUUCAUUUGAAGAAACAAAUAAAUAAUUUGUCUUUUGUUCAAAACCAGAA